AUGUUGACUAUAUUUAUUAUGGACAAUAUUCUUCAAAGCCCAGCCAACAUUACUGAUAAAGCAAGAAUUCUCGACGAAAAAUACAAACUUUCAGCUGUAGGGUGCCUCGUACACUUUUUAAAAACUAAUGGUCACUCAACUUUCGAGUCUCUUGUUGACUACAUAAAAUUAAAAAAAGAUGAGCUCUUGACUACCAAGGGAGGAAAAUUCUCUAAGCCAGCGUCUGGCAUUGCGAAUUAUGUCUUAGGUUGGUAUCCUAAAAUAUUCUUAGUCAAUAGCCAAUUACGCUAUUAUUUAGAUGUAACCACCAUAUAGGAAGAAGAAGCAGCAAAACAUGAAUUAGAGUUCAAAAAUAAAGAGGCGAAUAAGCAAGAAAAUGAUAACUUUUUCCCAAUACAUUCUAAAAGAGAAGAUGAAGCGAGUAUACAAAGGAGAAAAGCAAUGAAGAGGAUAAGGUUUACAAUUGAAAGCGAUUUAAAAAAAAGUCGAGAAGAGUAUUCUCCAAUUACAAAAGCCUAUUUAGUCCUGACGUCUUACGAUAAUGAAGCGAUUACUGACCUUAAAAAGCUCAUAAGGAAAACAUAUACUGAGCUAAUAUUAUCUAAAAACUUUUAA
Messenger RNA from Blepharisma stoltei, 615 nucleotides. Lineage: Eukaryota; Ciliophora; Heterotrichea; Heterotrichida; Blepharismidae. The record is from the annotation of a GenBank genome assembly.